This is a messenger RNA of Linnemannia hyalina, 1836 nucleotides long. The record is from the annotation of a GenBank genome assembly. NCBI's taxonomy places the organism in Eukaryota, Fungi, Mortierellomycota, Mortierellomycetes, Mortierellales, Mortierellaceae.
AUGAGCGACCAGGACAACGACAAGUCUACCACACCACCAACAACAGACCUGGCAGGUCUCUCACUGAACCCAAGUGCAGGCUCCUUUGUCCCCAGAGUUAAUGCAAAGGCCUUUGUUCCCUCCUGGAUGCCCCCUCCUGCACCUGCACCUGCACCAGCACCACCUUCGUCGUCAGGGAUCGACUUUAACGCUCCUCCGCCUGCUGCAGUCCUCCAGAAGUCUGUUGACACUCCACCAACUCGUGCUGCUGCCACUCCAGAAAUAAGCGCGCCUCGACCACCGGCGGUGUCGAACAAGUCCGCAGCCGUGGACCGGGUGGGGUCUCAGGCUGCAUCGUCUCCAGCCCCGUCUCCAGUCCCGACGUUAGCGCCUCCGACACCGAGGUCCAGCACCCCUGUCCAAAAGACGUCGUCAUCAGCACCCAAGAAGGCGACGACUGCGGCGGCGGCGGAGGCAGCAGGAGGAGCAGAGGAGGCGGACGAGGAUGCGGUGGACCAGGAGACAUUGACAGAGUUCUUUGGCAAGGAGCAUAUGAAUGUGAUCUUUAUCGGACAUGUUGAUGCGGGCAAGUCGACUAUGGGUGGACGUAUCCUGGAAGCGUCGGGGAUGAUUGAUAAGAGGACGAUGGAAAAAAUCCAAAAGGAUGCCCAUGACGCUGGACGGGACUCGUGGUAUCUGUCCUGGGCGCUGGAUACUAACGCAGAGGAGCGUGCCAAGGGAAAGACGGUGGAGGUAGGACGAGCGUACUUUGAGACAGACACUCGACGGUACACGAUCCUGGACGCACCUGGACACAAGACCUACGUCCCUAGCAUGAUUGGCGGUGCUGCACAAGCAGAUGUCGCAGUGCUGGUGAUCUCUGCCCGCAAGGGAGAGUUCGAGACUGGGUUCGAGAGGGGCGGUCAGACACGCGAACACGCAGUCCUGGCCAAGAAUGGCGGGAUCAACAAACUCAUCGUCGUGAUCAACAAGAUGGAUGACCUGACCGUCAACUGGUCCAAGGAGCGGUUUGAUGAAUGCGUCGACAAGUUGACUCCCUUCCUCAAAUCGAAUCGGUAUAACCUCAAGACUGACGUCAUGUUCAUGCCCGUCUCUGGGUACACGGGGGCCAACAUCAAGAAGGGGAUUGACCCCAAGGACUGCGAUUGGUAUUCUGGCCCCUCGUUGUUGGAUUACUUGGACUCGAUCACGAUUACGGACAGGAAGUUGAAUGCGCCGUUCCGGAUGCCGAUUAGUGAAAAGUACAAGGAUAUGGGUACGAUUGUUGUGGGCAAGAUUGAGGCGGGGUCGAUUAAGAAGGGAGCGCAGGUGUUGAUCAUGCCGAAUGCGGUCAAGAUUGAGGUGGCGAAUAUCUAUAAUGAGCUGGAGAAGGAGAUCCCUGUCGCGGGCGUUGGUGAUAAUAUCCGGCUCCGUCUGCGUGGUGUUGAAGAAGAGGACGUGAUGCUAGGAUUCGUAUUGUGCAGUUUGAAGCAUCCAGUCCACGCCGUCUCGAAAUUCGAAGCAGCCUUGGGCAUCCUCGACCUCAAGAACAUCAUUGCUUCUGGCUACACUGCCGUCCUCCAUAUCCAUACCGCUAUCGAGGAGAUCACUCUUACGGCAAUGUUGCAUUUGAUCGACAAGAAGACGGGCCGGAAAUCGAAACGACCACCACAGUUCUUGAAGAAGGGUCAACAGGGGAUAGUGACGAUUGAGACGUCGGGAGGUGCGCUGUGUGUAGAGACGUUUGCGGAUUCGCCGCAAAUGGGGAGGUUUACUUUGAGGGAUGAGGGUAAGACGAUUGCGAUUGGCAAGAUUACUAAGCUGCUUGGGGUUGGUUCUGAUGACGGUGCAGAGUAG